AUGACCAUGGCCAGCAGCACGGCGGACCCAAUGACUGCGAGGGGAGACUUCCGCAUGCCGUCGACGGAUUUCUCACUGCCGUAUUCCUCUCGGCAUGGCAGUGGCACGUCCAUCGACGAGCUCCUCCGGCAGCAGAACGAGCUCGACAAGAGUAUCGCAGCGCUCCGGCUCUUCUCUCCGCGCUCGUCUUUCGCGACCACCAUGCAGGACAACCGACCGGAGAGCGGGACGGUGGACCCCAUGCCGAGCGGCGCGCCGAGCGACACGAAUUCGGUCGUAGUCAAGGUCAUUCCCUCGCGCGGUACGAGCACGAGCGAUAUGAGCGGGAAGAUGACCGCGGCGUCUGGAGAGUCCAGCUUCUCGCUGAGCGUCUUCCCCGCUCCUCCGCCUAAUGGAGGUGUGAGUGCAUCGCCGUCGCCACUGCCGUCUGCUGUUCCUAGGUCCCCGCUGCUAGCGCAGCAGCAGUACUCUUCGGAGCCCAAGCGAUCAUCUUUGAUCCUGCAAGCGCCGUUGGGUGUGACCACGUCUUCGAUGGCCUUGUCUCCGCUUCCGAUGGGCUUGUCACUGUCCCCGAUGGGCGGCAUAUCGCCAACGCUCUCAAAUUCGGCCUCGCCUACGCGUGGACGGACUGAGGACUUCCCGCAGAGCGUCACCCUGCAGCCACCACAACCAGGCGGCAGCGCCCUCUCCAGCCCUACCACGCCCUCCUCGCGCGGCGGGCGGAUACAGAGCGGGGGCACGCAGUACGACGUGACCUCGUUCAUCGUGCCGCGCUCGUUUGAGGCGGCCAGCAAGUUAGCGGGGCUGGCGAGCCCGGCGAGGGAGAGCCCCAUGAUGCCUGUGACGCCCGUCGCGGAGCAGGUGUUGUACAACACGCCGGUGACGCCGCAGGUCAUGCCCAGUACGCCGACAACGGCAGGUAUGCCCAUGCCGGUCACACCCAGCCAGCCCAUGCCUACGAGCCCGGUGACGCCGAUGCCCAACUCGGGGAGGAUGCAGUCGGAGAUGACGCAGUUUGAUGUGACUUCGUUUAUUGGGAACCUGACAUCGCCAAGGAAUGAGACCACUGCCAGCCCGUUGCAAGUCAAUGUUGAGCGCACGGUCAUUCCCUCUCAGGCUUUCCCGUCUUCCGUCAGCUCGCGGCCAAGUACGGGUGAGGAAUCGAUAGCGAGAGGCCCUACGUUGCCAUCGAACCCUUCUCCGACAUAUCGUUCUCGGUCACCGCCAAGAUCGAAUAGUCUACCCGAGGAAGGUUCUACAGUAGGCGUGAUAGAAACAGCACCCAGUGGUCCAAUACUGCGACCACUCCGCCUGACCUCCGGAGGGCCGCCAGUGACCACUGCACCACCUGUCGAAGUUCGUCCGACACGGCACGUUCGCAUAUCCUCCGUCACUAAGGAAGUUGCGCCGCUCAAGCCGCUCAUCCUGGGCAGCGGUCCCGGACCUGGCCUCCCACCGCGGUCUGCUAUCAAGCCAACAGUGCAUAACCGCUCGAGCAGCUUCAAUAUGCCACCAACUAGCUACGCGAUGCCACCCGGUCCGCGACGACAAGGCUCGAACAACUCUUUGCGGCCAGCCAAGCCGCUCAUGAUCAGCGUCCCGCGUCCUCUGGCACAGGAUAGCGUGGAGGAUUCGGGCGCGUACGAGCGGCCGAGGGCGGUGCCUGUCAUAUCCCAGGAGGAUAUUGGACCUUUAUGA
This is a messenger RNA of Schizophyllum commune H4-8, 1698 nucleotides long. RefSeq lists its product as uncharacterized. The record is from RefSeq and is a predicted model, not a curated record. The transcript has 2 exons. Bases 1 to 1698 code for a protein of 565 amino acids. Lineage: Eukaryota; Fungi; Basidiomycota; Agaricomycetes; Agaricales; Schizophyllaceae.